Molecule: messenger RNA, 1642 nt
Organism: Thalassophryne amazonica
Lineage: Eukaryota; Metazoa; Chordata; Actinopteri; Batrachoidiformes; Batrachoididae
Gene: ube3d
Product: ubiquitin protein ligase E3D
Exons: 10
Coding region: 161-1357 (398 amino acids)
Biological process (GO): proteasome-mediated ubiquitin-dependent protein catabolic process; protein monoubiquitination; protein polyubiquitination
Cellular component (GO): ubiquitin ligase complex; cytosol; nucleus
Molecular function (GO): cyclin binding; ubiquitin conjugating enzyme binding; ubiquitin protein ligase activity
Source: RefSeq, a predicted model, not a curated record
ACUACCGUUAAAUGUUUGGAGACAAACCUCUUACCUCCUCAGAGAUUUAAAUAUCUCUUUAUAAAACAUUUAUCAGCAUACUGACAACAGCUUCUGUUCACAGAUUUACAGUAACGCUGCGCGCAGGUUUUUGUGCAAAUUAGUGACAUUUAUUUCAGUGAUGGCACAUUUAGAGACGAGGCCACACGGAGUUGGACUUUUCCUGGAAGUGAGAGAAAAGCAUCAAAAUGGACUCCUUGUUAUCAGGAAAGAUGCAUCUGGAAAUCCCGCCAAAGUUACUGUGACGGGCAGCGACUCCAUCCACAUCCAGACUCUCAGGUACGAGCAGAGGCUGCUUUUGCCGACAGGAGUCAUGUUUGAGGAGGGAUCCUGUGUUCAGACAUCCGCAGGUGAAUCUUGUGCGGACGAGCUGCAUUUCAGGAUGCGAAUCCGUGUUUCACAAAGCACAGAUGAAGGGACGUCUGACAGUGUGAUGGAGACACUCCUGGCUAAAGAGAGUUAUUGCUUCUGCUGCCAGGCCUGCAGUACCAGACUGCUGGAAGACAGAGUGUUCCAGCGAGUGCUUCCUCUCCCUAAUGGUAACUGGAACGCCCUUGUGGAUGAGUGGUGUUGCCACCCGGACCCGUUCGCUAACAGGAAGUUGGUGCCCCGUGCUGAUGAUUGUUUUCUGGGUGACACCUUCCUUCUUUUAGCCAGAGAUGGCGCUUGUGAGCACACUCUCACUGAAGAAGUGAGUCCUGGUGGACCAGUAGACAACCAAGAUCCAAAGAAGCCGUGCCGUCGGCUGACGGUCCUGACGUGUACGAGCUGUUCUUCUGUGCUGGGGGAGGCUGUGGGAGCAGAGACCCUGAGACUGUACGUCACACAGGUUGCGGUGGAGCUCGCUGUGGGAGACAGAAAACCAGAUGCUUCACUCAGCAGAUGUCUUUUCCUGGAGAGGACUAUGGCUGCCCGUCUUCUGAAGCUGUCCAACACUCAGACCACCUUCCGCUUCUCUGUGGAGACACCUGAUGGAAAAACUUUCAUGCUUCUCUGGCUGCUGAACAGCGACUCCAUCAUAGCAGCGCUGGCAGAGACGCAUGUUGGAGGUGAGCUUCCUGACGGCUCCCCUGAUCUUCACAAUCCAUCGCCCAGAGCUGCUCGAGCCCUGAAACUCCUCUACAUCUCCUGCUCUGAAACGGACGUCCUGCAGAGGGACAUCAUAGCGAGAUGGGAGGUCACCGUCAUCGGCCAUCCUGUGGUGCUGCCGCUGAACGUGUGUGAGGAACUGUUACAGGUGAUGGAAGACAGCAACUCGUCUCUUCCUGCGUCGAUGCGCUUCAUGACGUCCUACAGGGUGGCGUAUUUGAGACUGUGAGGUCACAGGCUAAGAAGUCAUCAACUCCACUCAGCGGUCUUGCUGGUGAGUUCAGGAGGACCCGGGGACACUGACACAGGAAGUAAAUGAGCACGUUUACAGUCGUUCCUGCACACAGAGGAGCUUCUGAUGACCAGCACCAUCUCUGCAGGAGUGACUGCACAGGAAAUGGUGUGAAGCACGGAGACGUUUAAGUUUUUAUCAUUUACUCUCUAAACGUGCAGACGGGCUCCGACCCAGACAGGUAUUUUUACAUGAAUCAAGCACAAAAAGACAAUAACAGAA